Messenger RNA from Rotaria socialis, 810 nucleotides. Lineage: Eukaryota; Metazoa; Rotifera; Eurotatoria; Philodinida; Philodinidae. The record is from the annotation of a GenBank genome assembly.
AUGCUUCCUGCUCAUCGCUCAGCUACACAGUAUAAUAUUGAUGACCAAUUAAUAGUUGCCAUAAUUCAACACGAUCUUUCAGCAGUUCGACAUAUCCUUGAAUCCAAUCGGUAUAGCUCAACAAUAAAUCAAAGUCUUUUGUAUUGCUCAUACCGAGAUGGUUUCAAUCAACCAUUAACACCCUUAGCUGCUGCUUGUCAUUUUGGUUCAUAUGAUAUUGUUGAUAUAUUAAUAAAUUAUUUUCAUGCUAACAUCAAUAAGCAACAUCUACCUGGUUGUAAAACUCCACUUCAUUAUGCUGUUUUAGCAAAAUCAAAUCGUUCUAUUAUUGUUCAAUAUCUUCUUGGGCAUGGUGCGAGUGUUGAUAUUCAAGAUCGUCAUGGUACUACAGCGUUAAUGUUAGCUGUCCUUCAUUCUUAUGAUGAUAUAGUACAUCUAUUACUUGAACAAGCCGGUGCAAAUGUACGCAUUUACAAUCAAUAUCAUCUAACAGCAUUUGAUUUCGUAAAAACGAAUACUUCAAUUAUCAAUAAUCUUAUUCGUUAUGGUACUAUAUCAUUUAAUAUAAACGAUAAAAAAUUAUUUCAAUGGCUAAUUAUUAAUAAACAUAUGCGUUUAGCUCGUCUAUUAAUCGAAGCCGGUUAUACGCCACCAAUCACAUUAUUUCAACAGCGAAUACGUUCAUUGAAAAGUUUAUGUCGUCUAAAAAUACGUUUUCAAAUUUCAGGUAGUCAUUUUCGACAACGUAUCGAAACGCUUCCGGUGAGAAAUAAACAAUUAAUUAAAUAUAUUUUACUUGACGACAUAUAG